GCUCUCGAUAUAUCUAUUUUCGCGGUCGCGAAUAAUUUGUAUUAAUAUCCAAAACUAUUGAAUAAAUAAUUACGAAUAGAAAUGAGUGCUAUUAGAAGCUUUUAACUUCCUUGACUUAUGCCGGCUGCAACAUUUAUUUAACAAAUCUUUAUGGCUUUUGCGCGUCGAUGAACAGUUAAGUUCCGCGCAUUAGUUAAAUGUGUAAAGUGAAAUUGUGAAAUACAAGGCUUGUGUUUAAUAUUCUGGUAAGGGCGUCGUUAGAACAUUAAGUUCCACGCUUGCAAAACUUAAAUAUAGCACAAUAUUUCCACAAUAUCAGUUUGUGCUUCCAGAAGACUAAGACGCCACGGAGCGUCUCUGCAGCUAACUGUAAUCUUCUGUAUGUAGCACGCUGUAUGCGGCACAAACAAACACAUACAAUCAAAAUUAUACCCGUGCAUAUAGCGUGUGGUGAAAUUACAACAGUGUGGUGCGUAUAACGCACAUCUAAAGUACAGUCACUAAGCGUGAGUGCAGCGUUGAGAUUAGAGUGCUCUGUGUUCUCUGCACGUCUCGAGGAAUCUGUCCAAUCAAGGCUGUGAGUAGGGGCAUAGCUCGCAUUAGCAAAUAAAAUUCCCCCAUCGGAACAGAAAACUCGGGUGCCAGAACGCAGAUCUUUAAUUACCUGCCUCCGCUUAGAUAUCACCAACCAUGAUCGGGCACGAGCACAACAACACAAAGUGCGGCUAUUGCAAAAAAGAACGUACUAGCACCGGCAUAUCAAGCUGGGUGCAAUGCGAUAUAUGCAAAGCAUGGUACCACUUUUCGAGCGCUCGUGUUAAUGAGGAAAAAAACGAAACGGGGUGGGCAUGCCUCCACUGUGAGCUCAACGACAUUCCAUGUUCCCGCGAUGAAACUGAAAAAACCUUCACAGUUUCUAAAAAGAAAUACGAGUCAUGGGUAAUAGUGGAGCUCCUAAUUGACCUGGUAGUAUCGGAAGCGGAUAACGCAACUACACAGGUUUCUACCGUUGUGAGGCCAUCAAAAGGUUUGGCAGUAACACACAACGAAGUCCAGUACUCAUCUGGCACAGCCACACUUAAGCAAAAUACUACAGCUGAUGCUCAACUAGAGAAAAUGGGUUUGAAUGAGGAAAGAUCAACAACCGUAAAUAAUAAUAUGAAUACGGGCGUAUCUAAUAACAUUCUAUUAUUACAGAUGCUAGAAGAGAAUCGAAAUGCUGAACAAAAAUACGAUAUACUUUCACAACAGAGUGGAGCGAGUUCGGAUCUAAUGUCCACAUAUGUGGGUCCUACUAGCGCACAGUUGGCGGCGCGCCAAGUAUUACCAGCGGAUUUGCCAACCUUCAGCGGCAAUCCGGACGAAUGGCCCACCUUUAUCAGUGCGUUCGAGAACAGCAGCGCUGCUGGUGAGAGAAAAACUUCUUUUACCGUCAAUGGUGCCUGAGAAUACAGGCACAUUAAAAACAUUCUUCGGACGCCCGGAACAAAUUAUUGAACGCAUCAUUGAAAAGGCAAAAAAUAUAUACAUACACAAAGACAAGUUGGACUCACUUAUCGACUAUGCAAUAUUAUUUUAUGGAAUUGGCUCUAGUUAUGUUGAGUAUGUACAUACUACAAAUUUGGAGACCGUCGAAAAAAAAAAAUAUUACAACAUAUCGUAUGUAUGAAAAAAACAACGAAAACUAAAGUUAUUAAUGAAAACCCUAAUGCCAAUCAAAAAGCCUAUUAUUUUAAUUUUAGAGUUGUUUACAAUCAACAACGAUGAUAUAGAAAAAAUCUUAUUACAGUAUAAUAACAUACACCUAAUAAAAAAAUGUUGACAGAACCAGUUUUGGUCGGAUGUAAAAUCAUAUAUACAAGUACUUGUAGUCCAUAUAGCAGGCAAUUAUCAAUUUUUAGAAUUGGCAUCCUUUGCCCUUACUUUGUUGUCAUUACCUUGCUCAAAAGCGGAAGUUAAGCAUGUGUUCAGCCAAAUGUGGACGUUGAAUGCAAUAUUGUGCAUCAGAUUCGGGUUACGUCGGUAUGGUGCAUGCUACAUAACGUAUAAACUUCCAGAAAAAUAUCUUAAAAUUGUAGGCACAAAUGCGUCAUACAACAAUGACGCAGACGUCAAUGAUGCUAAAAUUGACGAAUUCAUAAUAAAAAUAAUUUUUUGUAACGACGCAUUGACAUU
Messenger RNA from Scaptodrosophila lebanonensis, 2175 nucleotides. RefSeq lists its product as uncharacterized. Gene Ontology annotation, molecular function: zinc ion binding. Bases 691 to 1446 code for a protein of 251 amino acids. NCBI's taxonomy places the organism in Eukaryota, Metazoa, Arthropoda, Insecta, Diptera, Drosophilidae. The transcript is spliced from 2 exons. The record is from RefSeq and is a predicted model, not a curated record.